This is a messenger RNA of Aspergillus tubingensis, 1896 nucleotides long. RefSeq lists its product as uncharacterized. Bases 1 to 1896 code for a protein of 631 amino acids. The transcript has a single exon. The record is from RefSeq and is a predicted model, not a curated record. NCBI's taxonomy places the organism in Eukaryota, Fungi, Ascomycota, Eurotiomycetes, Eurotiales, Aspergillaceae.
AUGCUGUUUCCCAUUGUUGGAGAGCUUCUCCCUCUGUCGCUGGGAAUCGUUUCGUCGGUCCUAUCCGCCGCAGCCGCCGAAUCAUUUCCGUCACCCGAGCCAAUUGAAGUCGUCCAACUGCCACUACCACCAGUCGUGCCCACAGACGAUGUCGGUGCUUGUACCCGCCGAGUUAACCCUCAUGGCACUGGAUGCAUGGGGAAAACAUCUCUCAUGCAAGGGGGCAACUUCUCCCCGGACGGAAAUUACGUCUGGGCCAGCCUUAAUUUCACCGGUGCCCCAGCCGCACCAGACCCAGCAAGCAUCUAUACGGGAGUCCAAUUGAUCAUGGUCAGCACGAAUGGGACCAACUUCUCCACUGGCGACCCAUGGAAGUGUGUGACUUGCGGUGUACCGGAAAACAACAAAGUGGGCAGCACAUCCUUGAGCGAUUACCCCCAGACUUUUGCCGACGGUCGACGCGCAAUGGCUGGAACCAACAUCAUCGAAUGUCGAGCGGGUCAAUUGGCAAGUGAUGAGUGCACUCCGGACCAAAUCUAUAUCUAUCCCAUUCGAAUGAGCAACAAGGCCGAUGAUUCCGGGUCGGGAGCCAGCAUCCGCGAGCUACGCUUGCACCCCGAUAACGUCCACCUGGGUUUCAACUCAUACAGCACCACCUCAUCUGGUCAGCUGAAUGAGAAUGGAUAUUUCGGCCGACUGCACUUCAACGAAUCCCCAACUACAGGGUCUCCUCGCAGUGCUCGAUAUGACGUCGUGAAUGUGACUGUCCUCGUUUCCCCGAACGGACUACAACCGUACAGCGUCACAGGCGAUCGACUUUACGUUAACCGGGAGGCCAUAACCGUGGGAGAGUUCCGAGGAUUCACUGGCCGCGGUAACGAAGUCCUGUAUAUAGGUAGUCCUUGGGAAUCCUGCAAUGUCGAUCUAUUUGCCGUUGAUUUGGCUACUGGUCGCGUCCGCCGUGUCACCACGCACCCUGGCUACGUUGACCCUGUGGGUGAUUCUCCGGAUGGCCGAUGGCAGGUCAUCUUGGACACCCGUGGCACGGACCGCAUGGAAUUUUUGUCGGGGAUGCGUGGCAUUCCUCCUGUGACGGACCUGAUUACAAUCGCUACGGUUUCUUCUGUGCGUAAUAAUGGGGUUCGACGCUACUUCCAACCUUGGCUGCUGGACGCUCAGGGUGACCACGAUCCCAAUUACUACGGCCAACAGGUCAAUGCUGAUGGGAACGGACAGCCUGGCAGCGUUAAUGACCCCAACUGGAAUGCUGGAGCAGAUCCACGGUGGUCUCCUGAUGGAACUCGGAUCAUGUACUGGCAGAAGAUGGUCAUACCUCCUGCUUGUGGCGGUACCAACCCGCUACCAUGCCCCAUAUCCACUGAGCCCGGUGGCCGAACCACGCGUUUGAUGAUGGCCCGACUCACCAGUCGGCAGCCUUACCAUACUGACACUGUGCAUCCGGUUUCCGAUACCGUACCAUGGGGACUGCCGUAUACCCCAGGCAACACCAGCAUUCCCGAGGUCUUGAAUGUGCCCCCGGGCAACUUUACGCUCCAUGGACUCCACUCGGGGUUGGCCCAUGUUGUUCUCCAAAAGAGCGAGGCCACUUCCGCUAUCAACUUUAUUUCGGCCACCUACCAUAACUACUCUGAUGAUGGCCUUCAUUACAUAAAUGGAUAUGAGUCGGUGGCCGCCACUACGUUGUCAUAUUCAUCUACCCGCCUCGACUGGCAUUCCAACCUUACCGGAAAUGGAGUUUCGUCUAGUACGAAGAUAACCAGCCCUGAUGGAUUUCAUGUAGUUGACGAUGCCAUGACUAAUAUCUUCCACGCCAAUGGGACCCUGGUUACUACCGUCGAUGGGGUGGUAUACAAGCAGCCAUUGAAUGAGGCGUAA